AUGGAAUCUAAAUCUGAUGACUUUUCUUGCAAUAGAUGCAAAAAACCUUACAAUACGACUGACCGAGAGCCUCUAAUGCUCCCAUGUGGGCACACAUUUUGUUCUCAAUGUAUCCAGGCUUUAUCAGUUAAAAAAAAUAUCAUUUGUCCUGAUAAUCCUGCCCAUACCACAGACGUCCCCUAUCAAAAACUCCCCAAAAAUUACUCUCUUUUGAACCUUAUGUGGAAAUCUUCAACAAAAGAAGAAUGCGGUGAGCAUAAAAAGCCUUUAGAUUACAUUUGUGUUGAAGAUAAAAUAAAGACAUGUGCUGAUUGCGCUUUAUUUGGGGUUCAUAAAUUCCAUGAUAUUAGACCUAUUCAAGCUUCUACGAGUGAAAUAGCUAUUAAAGCUGUUUAUUUAAUUGGGAUGUCAGAGCAGAUUAAUCAUGGAAUAUCGGAAUAUUUUAGUGAAAAUAAUAAGCAAAGAAUGGAGCUUGUUUAUGAAGAAUUUCAGAAAAAAAAAAGAAUGCAGGAAAAAGAGAUAAGAGAAGGCUUUCAAAAACUGAGGAAAAAAUUAAUAGAGACAGAAAAACAGGCGCUGAAACUUAUGCAGAGAAAUUUUGAAUUUAUUGAGUAUCAUUUGGUAGCUGCAAGGGAUAUUCCAAAAUUGAUAUUCUCCCUAAUAAUAAUUUUAAGCUCCUAGUCUAUUUAAUUACACCUAAAUUAUAAAAAUUAUAUUCAAGGACUCUGCAGUAUAUAAGCAUCCAAUUUCUAUUAAAUAGUUUAAAUUCUCAAGCUAUAAUAUGAAAAGAAAAAGUAGAUAUCAAGCUAAAAAACAUCAUAAAUCAUGCUGGAGAUCUUAAUUAUAUCCCUAUUGACCUAUUAGAGCAAGAGUGCACUGAUUUACUAGAAAUGGGAAAUAUGAUAAUUCAAGAUAUGGAUGGCCUCAAAGACAUCAAUUUUGAUUUUGUUGAAAAUAUCAUUCAUCAGAUUGAUGUGGAAUUCAAAGAAGAAUUGCUUUACAAAAUAUGUGAUAUCAGCCCAAAUAUAAACAAGCUAGGAGCAGAAACGGAAAGAAGAACCUGCAAUCCAGACGAUAGUUUGAAUGUUUCUCGAGACAUAAGUUUUGAUUACUCAUAUGUAAACAACGACAAAAUCCUUCAAUUUCAUCACAAUUAA
Blepharisma stoltei is the source of this 1157-nucleotide messenger RNA. The record is from the annotation of a GenBank genome assembly. Lineage: Eukaryota; Ciliophora; Heterotrichea; Heterotrichida; Blepharismidae.